CAAUAAAAUUUAGACAAAAUGUCAAACAUCGUCUCUAAACAAUAAUCAUCUUGUAGUUAAUCUUCCCAUUUGAAUAUUCAUCCCCAUUUUCGUCAAGUUUUUAACUUUCCAGACUAUGAGACUCUUGGUUUCUAGUUUUCCUCACAGUACAGCUACGGAGUGUGGAAGCUACUUUGUGGAUGAGAUCACUGGAAUGCAGAAAGUAUAAGAAAUUUUAUAAGGACUGCUUUCAUUAAAGAACUUCCUUAUCCCUUUUUCAUGAAACUCAGCUUGCUUAAUCAGAGAUGGAGCAAACAGACUGCAAACCUUAUCAGCCUCUGUCCAAAGUCAAGCAUGAAAUGGAUCUAGCUUAUACCAGUUCUUCUGAUGAGAGUGAAGAUGGGAGAAAACCGAGGCAGUCAUUCAACUCCAGAGAAACUCUGCAUGAGUAUAACCAGGAGCUGAGGAGGAAUUACAAUAGCCAGAGUCGAAAGAGGAAAGAUGUGGAGAAAUCUACUCAAGAGAUAGAAUUCUGUGAAACACCUCCUACUUUGUGCUCUGGCUACCAGACAGACAUGCACAGUGUUUCUCGGCAUGGCUACCAGCUGGAGAUGGGAUCUGAUGUGGACACAGAGACAGAAGGUGCUGCAUCACCUGACCAUGCACUCAGAAUGUGGAUAAGAGGCAUGAAGUCAGAACAUAGUUCCUGUCUGUCCAGCAGGGCCAACUCUGCAUUGUCCUUGACUGACACUGACCAUGAACGGAAGUCUGAUGGGGAAAAUGGUUUUAAAUUCUCUCCUGUUUGUUGUGAUAUGGAGGCUCCAGCUGAUCCUGCUCAAGACAUGCAAAGCAGCCCACACAACCAGUUCACCUUCAGGCCACUCCCACCACCGCCACCUCCUCCACAUGCCUGCACCUGUGCCAGGAAGCCACCUCCUACAGUGGACUCUCUUCAAAGAAGGUCGAUGACUACCCGCAGCCAGCCCAGUCCAGCUGCUCCUGCUCCUCCAACCAGCACACAGGAUUCAGUUCAUCUGCAUAACAGCUGGGUCUUGAACAGUAACAUACCACUGGAGACCAGGCAUUUCCUGUUCAAACAUGGAUCUGGUUCCUCUGCUAUCUUCAGUGCAGCCAGUCAGAACUACCCUCUGACUUCCAAUACUGUCUACUCACCACCUCCCAGGCCACUGCCUCGAAGCACCUUUUCCCGACCUGCCUUCACGUUUAACAAACCGUAUAGAUGCUGCAACUGGAAGUGUACAGCCUUGAGUGCCACUGCCAUCACAGUGACUUUGGCCUUGUUACUAGCCUAUGUAAUUGCAGUACACUUGUUUGGCCUGACGUGGCAGUUGCAACCAGUUGGACAGAUCUAUGCGAAUGGAAUUAGCAAUGGGAACCCAGGGACCGAGUCUAUGGAUACUACUUACUCUCCCAUUGGAGGAAAAGUUUCUGACAAAUCAGAGAAAAAAGUGUUUCAGAAGGGACGAGCAAUUGACACAGGGGAAGUUGACAUUGGAGCACAGGUCAUGCAGACCAUUCCACCUGGCUUGUUCUGGCGUUUCCAGAUUACUAUCCACCAUCCUAUAUAUCUGAAAUUCAAUAUUUCUUUAGCCAAGGACUCUCUGCUGGGAAUUUAUGGCAGAAGAAACAUUCCACCUACACACACUCAGUUUGAUUUUGUGAAAUUAAUGGAUGGCAAGCAACUGGUGAAACAGGACUCUAAGAGCUCAGAUGACAUCCAGCACUCCCCAAGGAAUCUGAUCCUAACAUCACUCCAGGAGACAGGUUUCAUAGAGUACAUGGACCAAGGACCUUGGUAUCUGGCAUUUUACAAUGAUGGAAAGAAGAUGGAGCAAGUAUUUGUGCUAACUACAGCAAUUGAAAUAAUGGAUGACUGUUCAACCAAUUGUAAUGGAAACGGAGAGUGUAUCUCUGGGCAUUGUCAUUGUUUCCCAGGAUUCCUUGGACCUGACUGUGCUAGAGAUUCAUGCCCUGUGUUGUGUGGCGGAAAUGGCGAAUAUGAAAAAGGCCACUGUGUCUGCAGGAACGGCUGGAAAGGGCCUGAGUGUGAUGUUCCAGAAGAACAGUGCAUUGACCCAACCUGCUUUGGCCAUGGUACCUGCAUCAUGGGAGUUUGCAUCUGUGUUCCAGGCUACAAAGGAGAAAUCUGUGAGGAAGAGGACUGCUUAGAUCCAAUGUGUUCCAGUCAUGGCAUCUGUGUCAAAGGAGAAUGUCAUUGUUCUACUGGCUGGGGUGGAGUCAACUGUGAAACGCCUCUUCCUAUAUGUCAAGAGCAGUGCUCUGGACGGAACUUUCUUCUGGACACUGGGUUUGGCUGUGAUCCCAAAUGGACAGGAUCUGACUGCUCUACAGAUGAGUCAAUAUAG
Rattus rattus (black rat) is the source of this 2366-nucleotide messenger RNA. RefSeq names its product teneurin-1-like. Gene Ontology annotation, molecular function: cell adhesion molecule binding; protein heterodimerization activity; protein homodimerization activity. Bases 285 to 2366 code for a protein of 693 amino acids. The record is from RefSeq and is a predicted model, not a curated record. Gene Ontology annotation, biological process: signal transduction; heterophilic cell-cell adhesion; neuron development. Gene Ontology annotation, cellular component: neuron projection; membrane. The transcript is spliced from 13 exons. Lineage: Eukaryota; Metazoa; Chordata; Mammalia; Rodentia; Muridae.